UUCUUUCCUCCAAAUCACAUUUCAUUAGGCUGGCAGAUGUAUGUCAGGAAUUUCCUAUUCGAGGGAUGUGUCCCAGCGUCAACAAGAUUCCAAUGCAAUUGAAUAUAGCUCCUCUUGAACAAGCCCAGAAUAAGGCUUUGCUUUGGUUUAUGAACUCCUGGUGUAUCUCAUUGAGUUCAAGUUCUUCAUGUUACUCUGUAGUAAGUUCUUCAGAGUUCAGCUUUCUUCGGAUAUCUUCAGCUUUCAAUUGUUUCUUAAAUACCAGCCUGCUAAUUGAACUCUGAGCCAACAGUACCAAUUUAAUCUUCGCUGCUCCUUUAGCCUUGUGCUUGAUGAUAGAAGAAGAUGCAAAGAAACAGCUGAAGCUAGAAGAAAAGCCUGUUGAAGCCAAAUAACUAGCUCAUUUGUUUUGUAACCAAAGUGUUUCUCAGAAACAAUAAGAUUAAGUGGAUCAGCUGGUGUGCUCUGUGCCCGGUAGAAAGAAGCUUAUUUAAAUUAAGACAGGCAGAGGAUCUCAGCCACACUAUAGAAGGAAGAUGAGCUCCACAGAAGACCUUGACUAUCCUCAAAUCAUCUUGCAAUACAACAAUGGAUUUUUAGUCUCAAAGGUUAUGUUCACUGCCUGUGAGCUGGGAGUGUUUGAUCUGCUGCUGGAGUCAGGAGACCCUCUGUCUUUAGAUGUCAUUGCUGCACGCCUGGGUACCAGCACCACAGGAAUGGAAAGACUUCUGGAUGCCUGCGUGGGAUUGAAGCUCUUAGCAGUAGAGCUGACACAAGAAGGAGCCCUCUACAGAAACACAGAAAUUUCCAACAUCUACCUUACAAAGUCAAGCCCCAAGUCUCAGUACCAUAUUAUGAUGUACUACUCCAAUACAGUCUACUUGUGCUGGCACUACCUGACCGAUGCUGUGAGAGAAGGAAGAAACCAAUAUGAAAGAGCUUUUGGUAUUUCAUCUAAAGACCCUUUUGGAGCAAUGUACAGAUCAGAAGAAGAAAUGUUGAAAUUCUUGGCUGGCCAGAACUCGGUCUGGGGCAUAUGUGGUAGAGAUGUUCUUGCUGCAUUUGACCUUUCCCCUUUCACACGGAUUUAUGACUUGGGAGGAGGUGGAGGAGCUUUGGCCCGGGAGUGUGUUUCUUUGUACCCAAACUGCACAGUCACAAUUUAUGACCUGCCAAAAGUUGUACAAGUGGCCAAGGAACGAUUUGUACCCCCCGAGGAGCCCCGGAUUGCUUUCCACGAAGGAGACUUCUUUAAAGAUUCAAUCCCGGAAGCUGAUCUAUAUAUUUUAUCCAAGAUACUACAUGAUUGGGAUGAUGACAAAUGUGGACAGCUGCUGGCAAAAGUCCACAAGGCUUGCAGACCCGGUGGUGGAGUGCUGCUGGUUGAGUCCCUUCUGAAGGAAGAUAGAAGUGGACCUGUAGAAACCCAACUGUAUUCAAUGAAUAUGUUGGUACAGACAGAAGGCAAAGAGCGCACACCUGCAGAGUACAGCACGCUCCUUGCAGCAGCUGGCUUCAGAGAGGUUCAAGUGAAGAGAACUGGAAAAAUCUAUGAUGCAAUUUUAGGGAGGAAAUAAUAGUAUCUUCAUGUUGUGAAGCACAGAAGUGGAGAAAUGUAAUAUUCUUUUCUUAGAGGGCAGUUAUCAACUUAGCUUUUACUGAAGGCCCUCAACUUUUUUGUAAGCUGAUAUUUUGUCAGGAGAAUCAGUAAUGAUACAAUCUGAGUGUGCAUGGGUUGUGUGUCUGGCUGAUUGAGUAGGACUUGCCUUCAGCUCUGAAUAGGGGAGAAAGAAAUCAAAACCUGUUCCACAAGAAAUAACCCAUGAAAGAAAUUUGCAGUGUGGCUGGUGGCUGCUUUUUUUUUUUUUUUUUUUUUUUUUUUCCCCAAAGUUUAUGCUUCAAGUUUAACACAGCACCUGACAAAAGCAAAGCUGAAAUUUUACUUGGAUUUCUGUCAAAUAAAACUGAUCACUCUACUGAGCUGUUACCUGCUAUUUUAUUCCCUGUGGACUGAGGUAGGAUAAACAGACUAAAAUAUGUCUCCUUGUGGUUUAUCUUUGAGUUUCAAGAGAAAAUCUGUCUGAGCCUUAGGGAAUUUGGCAUGAAAACUGACUUUAUUUCCUUUAGAUUUCAUUUUAA
Messenger RNA from Oxyura jamaicensis (ruddy duck), 2139 nucleotides. RefSeq names its product acetylserotonin O-methyltransferase (gene ASMT). Gene Ontology annotation, molecular function: acetylserotonin O-methyltransferase activity. The record is from RefSeq and is a predicted model, not a curated record. The transcript is spliced from 8 exons. Gene Ontology annotation, biological process: methylation; melatonin biosynthetic process. NCBI's taxonomy places the organism in Eukaryota, Metazoa, Chordata, Aves, Anseriformes, Anatidae. The coding region runs from base 537 to 1577 and encodes 346 amino acids.